AUUCUAUUUAUGGCAGGGAAAUGUGCUCCAGCUCCAGUUUGAUUUUGUUGAUCAGCAACAUUAAAGCUUUUUGAAAAUAAUAUGAUACCAUAAGAGUUUAUAUCUUAAACUGAUUAUUGUCUUUGUCUACCAGAAAAUCUACUUCAUCUGAUUGUUACCUAAAGUGAUUCUCAGGAUGGUGCGAGUUUUGAAUGGAGUUCAUAACAUUGAAAGCCAGACUAUCCAAACAUGUGAGGAUCCAGUGGCCGUUACUACUGCACCCCCUGAAAGGUUGCUCAUCGCUCUCAAUCAUCAUGUAAUUGAAGUUCGAGAUUUAUCCAUGAAUCCGGAGUCAACAUUCUCCUUUCCAACCGUGGAUCAGGCCUUCUUCCUAACUCAUUGUAUAACAGGAAACUAUGUGGCGACAUUGGAGGUGAAGGUGAGUCGAGAAGGUCGCGAGGUGAUCUACACCCGCAUCUACGCCAACUGGGACCAGCCGGGAGUGCUGGAUGGCUCUCAGCCAAUGAGAGCGCGCAUUGCUGGCAGGGUGACGCCCAGUAGUAGUCAGACGGGCGGUGAUUCGUUGGAAAUGAUUGAACUACCUGUCCGCUUCCCAACUACCACUGCAAUCGCUUGCUGCCAGGCAACUGGCAAUCUCAUUGUGGCAUCUACGAAAACAAUCUGUCUAUUCCAACUUGUAUCCAGACUGCACGAUAUCUCCAGGCUGAGGUUCCUCGAUUUCGAACUAUGGCCUGUCACACUCGAACUGAGUUUUGCUCCGACUAAGCUGGCCAUGGUCGAAAAUAUCGUAGCUGCUAUGGAUGGAGAGUCGUUACACGUUUUCAAAAUCAACAAAGGUGUGUCUCAUAGAAGUGACCAGUCAUCGACUUACAGUGGAUCGCCUCUUCCUCAUUCAUCAGCUAGCGGCUCAGAGAAGAGAUCCGGCGAAUAUUCAGUCACGAGUAGAAGUCCAGUGGAUCUUGACAGGCUCUCAGAUCAGAUACAGCUGAAUGGCUAUAACGAUACUUCCUACGUCACGCACUUGCCUGGCAUCAGGAUGAAUGUCCAUGAUCCCAACAGAAAAACAGAUGUUAAAUCAUCACCUUUCAAACCGCCUUAUAUGGUAUCAAUGGGCAUCGCCAUCAAAGAAAUGCCAACUAAUGAGCCUUGGGCAGAGCAGAUGACCACUAUGGUAGAGAGUCUUUUACAGCUGGAAUUGGAACCUGGCAAUGACUAUACUUUCAAUAAUCUCAUUCUAAGGCCACUCUACCUGGAGUCUAGCUCUGUAGUGCCUCAACAAGAUUGGAGUUGUCCUCGCCUUAGGUCAUUAUUCUAUGAUCAUCUUAUGGGCUUAAACUGCCUAGUUUGCACUGAACAAGAAGGAUAUCUUUACCAUUUUUCAAUAAACAAUUUUGAUACAGUGAAUUUGGGUGAAUGCGUGUGUGUGAUCAGUUUUACAUCACCUGUUCGUUACGUUUGUCUGGAAGCUGGAAUUCUACAUGCUAUAACGAUGACCGGACUUGAAACUUACACCAUUCGAUCCACACAUGCUGUUCAAUUCGAUGAAAAUCAAGUGACGCCUCCCCUGGAAGAUCCCGUGUGUUUGAUGGGGUUUCGACCGUUUAUUGGUGUGAUUGGUCUAUUACUAGCCGAGGAUUAUCUUAUCAUUCUUGCCGCAUCGGAGAUGAAGUCUGUUAACUGGACAAUAUAUUCUUUGAAACUGCCGACUGCUCAACAGCUGUAUCACGAAAUGGUGACCACUGCGUUGGGUUUCAAGAAGAGCAUGCCGCCCACUUACCGGCAUUUGCUGAGUGAGGCUCACAUGCUCAUCAAGACGGCCACUCACCUGAGGGCCUCGCCAGCCCAUGACUCCACCUGCUCCACGCCCGGAUCCACGCCCUCCCGAUCCGUGCAGCCCCACGAGAAGGAGCUCUACAAGCAAUCAUGUGCCUUACUUGGACAAUACCAUAUUUUAAGUGAGAAUGAAGAGGACUGGGAAAUCGGCUGCAAAUACAUAACAAUGUCUGGAAUGCCCCCUGAACAAUUCCUAAAAUGGCUUGAAGCAUCGGAAAAUCAAUGUGCUGUGCAGGUUGAUUUGGAAUCGAAAGCCAAACUGGGCGUGGCCUACUACCUGACCAAGUGCCUGAACCAGUGGCCUGAGCGACUGCCCAAGUCCACCCUGGCCACUCUCAUUGAGCAGCUCGAGCCGCCGCACUUGGCCAACUUGCUAUUGAAGUCUCCUGUACUUGUCAGCUGUGCAACCGACAAUAUACGACAGAGACUUGUCAACAGGACGGAGCCAGAGUGCUGCCUGGCCGUUGAAUUGCUGUCGGAAGAUGGCGGAGCUGCGUUGCGUCUGCUGCCAGAUGACGAUGACGAGUGCAACAAGCAACUGGUCAACCUCCUCGUCAAGCAUUACCAGCUGCUCUUUGAUACAAUGAGACAAGGUGAAUCCAAAGAGAAACCCACUAGGAUAAGACCAUUACUGGUCACAUUCUCUGAGCUAGCUGUGUUACUGAUGCAAGAGAAGCCUCAUCAGUUAGCUAUGGCCUUGGCAAUAGUAGUUAAUCAGAAUCCUGAUGAAAUGGACGUGGAGCAUGUAAUACAGGUUUUUCUCACGUAUUUGCCGUCAAGGAUAGGCCCCGUGGCUACAGCUGCAACGGUAGUUCUUCAGUCAUUCUUGGAAGAAGUUCUUAUUGUGCCUGGAAAGAAACCCAACACAAUGCAUCCCCCUGUUCAGGAUGCUUUGAAGAUUCUGAUGAGGUCUUACCUAAGCGACAUCAGAGUGUCAUCUGAUAAAGGUCGUGAUCCUCCAAAAAUAGGUAUAAAUAAAUUACCUGAGUUCCUAAAUGAGUUGCCUUCACACCCUACCGAGAAAAACUUUAGUACAAUUAAACUGCAGUGGCUGUUGUACCAAGAGUGGCUUGACACCAAAUCCUUAUCUGAGCUGAAUCAGUUUGUUUAUGACUUUUUGCCGAACUGUCUCAGUCUUCAGAUUUUGGCUCAGCCUCAGGAGAAUGCCAUUCAGCUUCUGUUGGAUCACUGUCCUUCAGCCCUUGUAACGUAUGCUAAGGAAAUGAUAAAAGCAGAUAAUGACUGGACAGCUUUGUUAAACGAACUGAAAACUAGAGCAGAAAAGAGUAAUGUAUAUAACGACUUAUUCAAAGAUGUGCUGACUUACCUGUCGGAGAACGGCCGCCUGUGCAGCAUCCUGCCUUCGGAGGUGGCGGGCGAAGAGGCGUACAGCGAGUACGUGUUGCAAUGUCAGCAGGUGCGCCACGCCGACCACAUUCGUUGCAUGAUCAUGGCCACGGGCGAGCACCUCCUCGCCACGCUCAACCUCUGACACACCAACAGACCACGCUAACCACCUGCAAGUACACGCUUACUAUCUGUGAUCACCAUCACUUGUCAUCAUUAUUUCCUAUUUAUAGCUAUCAACUUUACAACCGUACCAUGAUGUAACGUUUGCAAAAAUGGAUUAUUAUUAUUUAAUGUAGGUAAGAUCGUUAUUAUAUUUAGAACGUUACAAAUCUACCUUCAUGUAAGGAUUGCAGGCGUUCUCUCGAUAUCUCUACUUUCAACUUACAUUAUUGUUCCAUAUAGGUAAGAUCGUUAUUAUAUUUAGAACAUUACAAAUCUACCUUCAUGUAAGGAUUGCAGGCGUUCUCUCGAUUGUCUCUCACUGCAUCUACAUGCUGGCCCAAUGUCAGCCAGCGCCAGUUUAUGGAUGGGUGGUUAGCCAAAGCUGGCUACCACUAGCCUUCAUUGGGCACUGCUCACAUUGCAGGCUGGGCCAGCGACUGGGCCAAACAUGCAGAUGCAAUAUCAGAUACUAACCAUCAAUAUUUACUUCUAUAAAAAUUCUGAAAGGGGACAGUUUUGGGCUAGGCCUGAACAGAGGCCCUGUUAAUAUAAUUUGUGUAUUAUAGAAUGUAAAAUAAAUACAUUUUUUUCACUUUGAAAUCUAACACUAUGGAAACCUACAGUUCAUCCAUUGAUGACUCUAGUAGUUCCAAGUUAUGAGAUCAGUAAACAUUAUUCAGUCUGCACACUUUAUCACAAAUUGGUUUUAUACAAUUUCCCUCUCAGGAUUGGAUUGUCUACCUCUCAUUAUUGACAUGAUGAUGAUAGUCUCAACUCGUGCCGUAUGGCAAAUCACUUUUAACUCACUGAACACAAAUGGAAUUUAUUUCAUUGAUGCUACUUUCAAAGGCACAUCCCAAGAAAUAGAUUCCAUAUCAUACAUAUAAAUUGGUUUCUGUUACUUUUAUUUAUGAAGUUCUCUGGAAAGCUCUACUAUCAAUAUUAUCUAAAACUAUAUCAAUUGAAAAAGCGCACAGUGGUUUUCUCUAUGAAAAUAAAUGUUGAAUAAUCAGGUUGAAGUGUUCAAUUGUCAAAUGCACAACUUACAGUGUAGUGAAGAUUAUUCUCACAGCUGUAGAAUUGGUUUUUAAGUUCUAAGAAAGCUAUUUUUAGUAGGAUUCCUACGCUGCGGAAUCCUAGUAAAAUAGCUUUCUUAGAACUUAAAAAUCAAUUCUAAAGCUGUAAGAAUAAUCUUCAGAUUAUACAGAUAUAGGCUCUGUGCCUCAAACAAAGGGUGUAUUUCGUUUAGUCCAGGUGUUCGAUUACUCCAGGUGCUCGAUUAGUCUAGGUAUUCGAUUAUCCCAGGUCAAACUUUUCCAAUUAGACGAGGACCUGGUCUAAACGCACACCUCGGCUAAACGAGGCGGAAUGUAAAGAAAAACCUAUAGUUGAUAAAAUAAUGAGUGAGCUCAUGAUUGUAUCAUGAUUGAUACAAUCAUGUGUAUUGAUUAUAUUUUGAGACAGUGGUUGCUGCAAAAUUUAAAUAAAAAAAACGCCCUAAUCAAAUUUCCUACAAGGCACUUGCACAGUGUGCAUCGAAUAGAGAGUUUUAAAUGAACCAUUAUUAACAUCUUCACCCAUAAAUUGCAGGUAUGUUGGCACCCUUAUAAAUUUUAAUGCACAUUUCGCGCACCCUGCCCAAUGCCCGCAGGGCACCACAAGUCUGCGUGCUGUGUUUGUCGGGCACAGCAAGCAGAGUGGCGGAGGGGCAUUGUGUGCCCCUCUCGGGCUCAUUAUUAGUCGACAUAAUAUACUUUAGUCGACAUAUUUGAACGGACGUAAACUGAUUGUAUCAUGAUUGAUAUGUGUGAGCUCAUGCAGUGGCCAGGAAUUUCUUUCCUUUCUUGCCUGUAGAUCUAACUAGCUGGAACACGGGGUGUAGAUUGGUGUUUGUAGGUACUUAUUCUUCUGUUUCUUCAAUUUGUCCAUGGUCCACAUCAAUUCAAUUCAAUUUAUUUCACCAAAACACAGAAACCAGUACAAAGAU
This is a messenger RNA of Nilaparvata lugens (brown planthopper), 5332 nucleotides long. Its product is annotated as Hermansky-Pudlak syndrome 3 protein homolog. The transcript has 21 exons. Gene Ontology annotation, cellular component: cytoplasm. NCBI's taxonomy places the organism in Eukaryota, Metazoa, Arthropoda, Insecta, Hemiptera, Delphacidae. The record is from RefSeq and is a predicted model, not a curated record. The coding region runs from base 176 to 3325 and encodes 1049 amino acids. Gene Ontology annotation, biological process: organelle organization.